AGAUCAGACAGCCAUCCUUCUACCCCAGCUAUAAAUAUACCCCCUCCUAGUGCAGAUUAUUCCCCUUUCCCCAUCCACCAUCAGACACCGCCCGAUCCCGAGCGCUGCCAGUUUUUCACCCACAGUCACCUACACCAUGGGCUCUUUGUGGCUCUACCUCACCUUCCUCCUCCUGGACUCCUCUACCACUUACAUGUCCUCCAUGAUUGUAUAUACUUACUACCCCUAUGCUCUCCCAGUGGCCAUGUGGACAAUAUCCCUUAUAAAAUGUACCAUGCUUGGCUCGGUGUCACGCCUUAUGGAGGGCCAAGCUUGGACCUCAUCGUCUUUUCUCUACCCCCUUACCCUCUGUCUCUCCCCACCACUGUACCAGACAUUGAGAAUGUAUGUCACCUCUCACCCCAUGGAGUUAUACUGCGGGCUCUACCAUUCCCUGCUCUCCCAUCUCAUCCUGCUCCUCGCCUGUCUGCUCUGGGAUCUCGUGUCGCCUCAAGUUCUUCCAAAAGAAUCUUCAGAAGAAGACAAGAGCGGGCAACAGACGAGCAGGAAGAACUUCAAAAGACUCCUGAGAUACUCCAAGCCGGACUGGUGUCCACUAAGCGGGGCUUUCAUCUUCCUGGUACUAGCUCUGCUCAGCGAGAUGAGUAUCCCGUACUACAUGGGCCGGAUAAUCGACAUCUUGUCCUCAGAUUACAAGGAAUCGGAAUUUUCGGUGGCCAUAGUCUAUGUGUCCAUUUUUUCUAUAGCAAGCUCUCUUUUGGCGGGAUGCCGCGGAGGCCUCUUCACGUUCUCCAUGGCUCGACUGACCCAGCGCUUGCGAAGAUUCCUUUUCCGUUCCUUUAUGAAACAAGAAAUCUCAUUCUUUGAAACUACGAAGACAGGAGAACUCACAUCCCGCCUGUCCGAAGACACAACCCUUGUGAGCAACACAAUUGCUGACAACGUGAACAUUGCAUUCCGCAUGCUGGUGAAAUGCAUCGGGGUUUACGCAUUUAUGUUCUCUCUGUCCUGGCAGCUUACGCUCCUAACCUUUAUCAGCUCGCCGAUUACUUGGCUCAUACAGAAGUUUUACAAUCACUAUCAUCAGCCUCUGGUGCAGAAGGUCCAAGACUCCAUCGCGAGGUCCGGCGAUAUCGCCAAAGAGAUUCUAGAGUCGGUGAAAACGGUUCAUAGUUUUGCUGCGAUGGAGGACGAGGCCAAGCGAUACGAGGAGUCUCUGCAGGAAACGUACCGACUGCAGUACCUCAGGGACCUGGUCAGAGCGCUUUACGUCCUGGCAAUUAAGCUCACCAACUUCUGUUCCCAAAUUAUAAUGUUAUUAUACGGACAAACUUUAAUCCAGAAUGGGUAUAUAACCACUGGGAAGAUGGUAUCGUUUAUUCUGUACCAGAUGGAUUCUGGAGACUAUAUAAUGGAGCUUGUGGAUAAACUGAGUGAGAUCACUCAUUCCGCCGCAGCUGCUCAGAAGGUCUUCCAGUAUCUGGAUCGGGAACCCUUGGUGUCCACCUCCGGUACCUACCGCCCGGACCAGCUUCGUGGUUGUUUUGAGUUCAGGAAUGUCACAUUUUCAUAUCCAUCCCGCCAGGACAGCCCUGCACUUAAGAACGUGUCCUUUAAACUCAUCCCUGGAAGUGUCACGGCCCUAGUGGGCCGCUCUGGAAGCGGUAAAACCACCUGCGUGUCCCUGUUGCAGCGAUUCUAUGACCCGGACAGCGGGAAGAUUCUGCUGGACGGGAAACCGCUAGAUCAGUAUGAGCACCGGUACCUGCACUCCAAGGUGGCGCUGGUGGCUCAGGAGCCCGUCCUGUUUUCUGGAUCGGUUAAAGAUAAUAUUGGUUAUGGACUCCAGAAUGUCCCAGAGGAGCAGCUUAAGGAAGCGGCAAGGAACGCCAACGCAGAGUCCUUCAUCAUGGGCAUGGAGAAAGGCUACGAUACGGAAAUUGGUGGGAACGGAGGACAGCUGGGGGCUGGACAGAAGCAGCGCAUUGCAAUCGCUCGGGCCCUCGCACGGAAGCCGAAGCUCCUGAUCCUGGAUGAGGCGUCUAGCAGCCUGGAUGCAGGGACUGAAUAUGAGAUCCAGCGCUCUCUACAGAGUAUUGAGGGUCUCGCCGUGUUGAUUAUCGCUCACCGGCUGCGUACCGUGCGGGAGGUCGAUCAGAUACUAGUUCUGGAUGAAGGACGUCUGGCAGAGUGUGGAACCCACGAGGAGCUUAUGCAGAGACAGGGUGUAUAUUACGACCUGCAGGGACACAUCCUACAAAAUGGGGAGUGAGGAGCCAGGCGCGGAGCUUAGGCUGGAGAGGCGUGUGGAACUCGGGCAUAAGACCACAAAAGUUUGGAUAGAUGGGAAAUACUGCACUGCAUUGUACAUAGCAUUUAAUCCUUCGAUAUUCUUGGGGUUGAAGAAAUCUUGAAAGUCUCAUCGUGGGUUGAACUAUACAUUAUACAGGGCCAGCUCAGCCCUUCUUAUAGGAGCAACUGCAUAAUCCACAGCAUUUCAUGUGUCCAAAUUGGAAAAUCUGUCUCGGUGAAGUGUGAGACUGUUUCAUGAAAAGUGAGACACUUGGGAGGUAUGCAACUGGGUAGGGUAUGUCUUUCAUAAUCUAUGAUGGCUUUAAACUUCAGAAGAUUAUCGAGCCUUUUUUUCCAUAAUAAAAAAAAGAAGAAUUGAACACGUGUUGCUGUCUUGUCAUCUGAAAUGGUGAUUAAGCAGAAAUUAGAUAAGGCUUAGAAUUGUUAUGCUUGUCCACAGGUAGAAUUCCUAUAAAGUUUGGUCUCUCCCUGCUUUGUUGCAGUUUUGUAAAUAGCUUUGGUGAACUAAAAUAAAUGCUAUUUCAUGGAAAUCCAAAGAAA
Messenger RNA from Spea bombifrons (plains spadefoot toad), 2853 nucleotides. Its product is annotated as antigen peptide transporter 2-like. The transcript has 12 exons. Lineage: Eukaryota; Metazoa; Chordata; Amphibia; Anura; Pelobatidae. The record is from RefSeq and is a predicted model, not a curated record. Gene Ontology annotation, cellular component: endoplasmic reticulum membrane; TAP complex. Gene Ontology annotation, molecular function: ABC-type oligopeptide transporter activity; MHC protein binding; ATP hydrolysis activity. Gene Ontology annotation, biological process: antigen processing and presentation of endogenous peptide antigen via MHC class I; transmembrane transport. The coding region runs from base 137 to 2272 and encodes 711 amino acids.